CCAAUAACCAAGAUCAUUCAACAAUGCCUUCCCUUCCCUGGCUACAUCCUUACUACACUCUGAACUGCGUAAGAUACCCUGCCUGCAGCGUGUGAAGAAGCAGGGUCGCUCCCCUGAUCUAGCUCAGACCAGAGGGAUAGGGUGAGCAAACAACGCAUCGCACAGUUCCUGCCAGCUGCAGCCAAGGCAAGGAUGGACAAGCUCUUCUUCUGGGGCAUUCUUCUGGCCUCCUCUGUCCACUUCCAUGCAGUGUCUGUGGAGCAAGAUGCUGCACCCUCGUGCCCACCUCAGUGCCACUGUGAAGAAGAUGGCAUCAUGCUCUCGGUGGAUUGCUCUGAGCUGGGGAUUUCAGAAGUCCCUGGCAACCUGAGCCCUCUAACAGCUUACCUAGAUCUGAGCAUGAACAACAUUAGCAGGCUGCAGCCCAGGACUCUCCACCACCUGCGCUUCCUGGAGGAGCUACGCCUCUCUGGAAAUCAGAUCUCCAGGAUCCCAGGGGAAGCUUUUUCUGGCCUCUACACGCUGCAGGCCAUGACCCUGGCUCUCAAUCAGAUCUGGCACAUUCCCGAUUACGCCUUCCAGAACCUCAGUAGCCUCGUGGUGCUGCACCUGCACAACAACCGGAUCCAAAGCCUGGGUGCCAAUGGCUUUGAUGGGCUGCACAGCUUGGAAACUUUGGAUCUAAACUACAAUGAGCUGUUGGAAUUCCCUGGGGCUAUUAGGACUCUGGGUCGACUACAGGAACUCGGUUUUCAUAACAACAACAUCAAAGCUAUUCCAGAGAAUGCAUUUGUUGGGAAUCCCCUCCUCCAAACAAUCCAUUUUUAUGACAAUCCCAUCCAGUUUGUUGGACAAUCCGCUUUUCAGUACUUGCCAAAGCUACACACUCUGUCACUCAAUGGUGCAACAGACAUCAGAGAAUUCCCAGACCUUAAAGGAACCACCAGCCUAGAAGUUUUGACUUUGACCCGAGCAGGUAUCCAUUUACUUCCCAGAGGGAUGUGCCAGCAGCUGCCUAGCCUCCGCAUCCUAGAACUCUCUCACAACCAAAUUGAAGAGCUACCUAGUUUCCACUGGUGUCAGCGGCUGGAAGAACUUGGUCUCCAGCACAAUAAGAUCCAUGAAAUCAGAGCAGAUACCUUUGGGCAGCUAAUGGCCCUGCGCUCCAUAGACUUGAGUUGGAAUUACAUCCAAUUUAUUCAUCCUGAAGCCUUUGUGAUGCUGCACUCACUCAUCAAGCUGGACUUGACUGAUAACCAGCUGGUCACACUGCCUCUGGACGGUUUGGGUGGACUGACCCAUCUGAAGCUCCAAGGCAAUCUGGCUCUCUCUGAGCCCUUCUCCAAGGAGAGCUUCCCCAAACUGAGAGUCCUUGAGGUACCUUAUGCUUACCAGUGCUGUGCUUAUGGAAGCUGCAGCAGCUUCUUCAAGGUGUCCAACCAAUGGGAGGCAGAAGAUACGAGCCCUGAGGAGGAGGAUCCCCAUAAGAGGACCAUGGAAUUGUUUCCAGCUACAGAGAGAAGAGAUGCAGAUGACCUCCACCUGGAUCUUGAGGAAUCAAAGCUGCACCCCACUAUACAGUGCACACCCAGCCCAGGUCCCUUCAAGCCUUGUGAUCAUUUGUUUGAGAGCUGGAUCAUCCGCCUGGGAGUGUGGGUCAUCGUUCUGGUGUCAGUGCUCUGCAAUGGGCUGGUCAUUUUGGCUGUCUUUGCCUCUCCCAGCUACCUCUCCCCAGUUAAGUUUGUCAUCGGCUCCAUAGCUGGAGCCAACAUGCUGACUGGAGUUUACUGCAGCAUGCUGGCUCUUGUUGAUUCCCUGACCUAUGGCCAGUUUGCUAAUUAUGGUGCCAGGUGGGAGACUGGCAUAGGCUGCAAGGUGACAGGGUUCCUGUCUGUGUUUGCCUCGGAGGCUGCCAUCUUUCUACUGACUCUGGCUGCUGUGCAGUGCAGCAUUUCAGUCUCCUGUGUUCGGGGGUAUGGGAAGCUACCCUCCUUAGGCAAGGUCAAGGCCGCUGCCCUUUGCUGCCUGUUGCUGUCCUCUGCUGCUGCAGCUCUGCCUCUCUUCUCCAUUGGGGAAUAUGGAGCAUCCCCUCUCUGCCUCCCAUAUCCCAUCCCGGAUGGGAAACCUGCCACCUUGGGCUUCACUGUGGCCUUAGUGAUGACAAACAUGCUCUGCUUCCUGACUAUCACAGGCACCUACAUCCGGCUCUACUGCAACCUGCUGAAAGGAGAGUUCAGCGCUGUCUGGGACUGUGCCAUGGUCAAGCAUGUGGCCUGGCUGAUCUUCACCAACUGCCUCCUCUACUGCCCAGUGGCCUUCCUCACCUUCUCCUCCAUGCUCAACCUUUUCCUCAUCACCCCAGAGGUCAUCAAAUCCAUCCUCCUUGUGGUCCUGCCCUUGCCUGCCUGCCUGAACCCCCUGCUCUACCUGCUGUUCAACCCCCACUUCAGAGAUGAUCUCCGCCUGCUGAGGCAGAAAGGCCAGGACAAGGGAAGCUACCCCCAGUCCUGUAGGGUUGAUGACAUCGAGAAAAGCUCCUAUGACUCCACCCAGGCUCUCGUGAGCUUCUCUGACAUCGACCACAUAUUCGAGACGCCUGACUCCCUGGUAGUGCACCCCAUCCUUGACAGCUACAGCUUUCCCUCCAUGACACUGGUCCCCUGCCAGCAAAGGGUGGGCACCAGGGGGAAGGAGAGGGGGUACUCUGAGUAUUGCCCCUGCCUAACUGACAGUGAGGUGCUGGUCACUUCAGAAAGCCAAGAUCCAGCCAGCAGCAGCCUCCAGAUAACCUUCUUCUCCUCCCCGCCCACACCACCCUACACAUCUCACUUACAAACCUCCUCUGAGUAG
This is a messenger RNA of Struthio camelus australis, 2850 nucleotides long. NCBI's taxonomy places the organism in Eukaryota, Metazoa, Chordata, Aves, Struthioniformes, Struthionidae. The record is from RefSeq and is a predicted model, not a curated record.